AUGGAGAGACCUGCAGACGCGCCUCUCAACCGCGUCGCUCUCUGUCCACGUGGCGUUGCUGGUGUUGCUGCACACCCCGUUCCAGCAGCAGCAGGAGCAGCAGGAGCAACAGGAGCAGCAGCAGCAGCAGCAGCAGCAGCAGCAGCACCAGAAGCAGCAGCAGCAGCAGCAACACGUAGCCUCGUCGGGAUUUGCGUUGAUGCGUUUUACAGGCAAGAGUUAAUAACAACUGCCGAUGAAGAAGCUGAGCAGCAAAGACAAGAAGACAGAGAGGGUUUAGCUGCAGCAGAGACAGACAGAGUCUCCUUCUCGCACCUCUCGUCUGCAAUUGAAGGCGCAACAAAAAUAUAUGGGUAUCGAGUUGAAGCUGUCUAUGAUCAAACAUACACCCUGUUAAAUGGUUUAUGUAAUACUAAGACAUUAGGAGGUGAAGACGAACAGAGAGAUCUAUAUGCAAUCAAGCGACAGCAGCGGCAGCAGCAGCAGCAGCAGCAGCGUCUCAAUCUGUUCUUUAAAGGGAGCUGCAGCACCCUUGCAGAUCCAGAAGAUCUCGUGCAGAGUGAAAACGAAUUGGGAGAAGCAAUUGACCCAUUCUUCGUGAAAAUGGCUAGUCUAUUUGACCAGGCGGGGGUUAAGGGUUUGCUGCUCGCUAAUCUACAGCUUGAUAGUAAAUUAGGGGUUCGAAUGUAUGGAGAGCUGCCUGCGCUUCCAGCAGCGACAGCAGCAGCAGCAACAGCAGCAACAGCAGCAGCAGCAGACGAACUUGACCCCAAGGCCCUACUCGAUUUGGUGUUGGGGGGAUCGACAAACCUCCAAAUUGAAUCGACAAUCUGCGGCCCAGAGAUUCUGCAUUUCACGCAGCAGGUGGAGGCCCUGCGAAAUGAGUUACACGGAGAGCUGCCGGAAUCAACUGAAGCAGAGCAAAGCCUCUCCAAUGGUUUAGGAGCGAUGGGUGCAGAAGAGGCAGAGGAGGAAGAAGGAGGUGAAGAUUUGCUGCUGGGGUUUGACGAUGCUGAUGCAGCAGCAGACGAAGCAGCAAACGCAUGGGAGCAGCAGCAGCAGCAGCAGCAGCAGCAGCAAGAGCAGCUGCAGCUACCAGAUCAAGACACCUUAGACCAGCAGCAGCAGCAGCAGCAGCAGCUCAAUUAUGAAGACAGCGCACCAAUGGACUUCGAUGCAGAGGAUUUCCCGCGAGUUGAAGACGAAAUGGAGUCUUUGUUGGUGGUUUCGGGGGAGAAGAGUUGGUGCCAGGGUUUGAGAGGGUUUGAUCGGUUGUUUGCUUCAUUUAAUUUAGCUGAGGGUUUAGGGUUUAGGAAGACCAACCUGCGUGCAGCAGCAGCGUCUCGAGGUUCUGCUGCAGCAGCAGCAGCAGCAGCAGGGGACCCAGCAGCAGCAGCAGCAGCAGGGAAGUCUCAGCAGAUGCUUGCUGCUCUAGACCCAUUUCUUGUAGAUAUGAAAGACCUCAACAAACCCCUUUCUCCUUAUCCUCUUCUUAAGGCAGAAAGAUGCAGUCCCUGGUUUGUGUGGGACAUGACGAGCAGCCCCUUCUCCUCGUCGCCUCUUCUUUUUACUUCUUUUGCUGUUUUGCUGGGGAGACAGUUACUUCAAAACCCUAAUUCUAAUUCGUCUAUCAACAUCGACGAGCAGCAACAACACUUAGGAAGCAGCGGCAUCGACUACGGAGACGAAGAAGGGUUUGGGGUGUCUGAUGAUUCUUUUCAUGGUGUUGCUGCUGCAGCAAACAAUGCGGAUGUAGCUGAGGUUAAGAGCAACUUGAGGAGGGCUCUGAACAUUAAAACAAAAGAAGAGAAGGAGACAGAAGCAGAACCAGCAGCAGCAGCAGCAGCAGCAGCAACUAGCACUACAGAUAUACUCGCCGUACACACAGAGAGCGAGAGCGAGGAUGUCGAAUUCAUUGAACUCUUCCAUAAGACCACAGCUUUGCUGCCAGAAGAAGCACGAAAGAAUUGUUCGCCUCAGAUGCUUUUUGUUUGUGUUUUAUAUACUGCAAAUGAUGAAAGUCUUUUUCUUUGUCCACGCCCGGAGCAGCGUACAUUUGUUGUGCGUAGAGGCGUUCCGCUUGCAGAGCAGCAAGUAGAUGAUGCUUUUGCUGCUGCAGCAUUAGCAGCAGCAGACGAAUACCCACCUAUAGACGUGCAGCAGUUGGCGCAGCAGCAGCAGCAGCAGCAGCAAACGCUGCUGCUGCCGAUGCCGCUGGCCCUGCAACAGCAGCAAGAACUACAGCAAGAUGAGGAACAGCAGCAAGAAGAGCAGCAGCAACAGCAAGAGCAGCAGCAGCAAGAGCAGCAGCAGCAGAAGCGAAACAAACGACGGAGGGCACCGAGGCCAAUACAAAAAAGAAGCAGCAGACGCAGCAGCAGCAGCAGCAGCAGCAGCAGCAGCAGCAGCGACGCAGCCAGUGAAGAGGAGGUCGUCACAUGA
This is a messenger RNA of Eimeria acervulina, 2442 nucleotides long. RefSeq lists its product as hypothetical. Gene Ontology annotation, molecular function: chromatin binding. Gene Ontology annotation, biological process: mitotic chromosome condensation. Gene Ontology annotation, cellular component: condensin complex. The transcript has 18 exons. NCBI's taxonomy places the organism in Eukaryota, Apicomplexa, Conoidasida, Eucoccidiorida, Eimeriidae. The coding region runs from base 1 to 2442 and encodes 813 amino acids. The record is from RefSeq and is a predicted model, not a curated record.